AACCAUUCAUGAGCCCUUCUUCUCAACUCUCCUGUUCUCUUCUCCGUCGGGUCUCUCUCUUUUCUUAAGCGAUCCACAAUAUAAAAACAUCUCUCUCGCAACUUAGUCCUCUGCUGUUUCCUUCUCUAGGAACCAGAUAAUUUGCUCGCUGCCGACUGGAAGAUCUUCGGCGUUCUCGUGGUUCGCUUAUCUGAUCGAAGACAUCGUUAUCAUUUCUUGAUUGCGAUUGUCAUCGGAGUUUUUGACUCUGGAGAAAGAAUGAUUUCUUUUGAAGAUUAAGAGAAUUACGAAGAUGAAGAGGUCUAGAGAUGAUGUCUACAUGAGUUCUCAACUCAAACGGCCGACGGUCCCCUCUCGCACCGAACCCUCUGGGCAACCUCAGUUAAUGGGUGGAGGGAGCACUCAAAAAUUAACAACAAACGAUGCAUUGGCUUAUCUCAAGGCAGUUAAAGACAUAUUUCAAGGCAGAAGAGAGAAGUAUGAUGAGUUCCUUGAAGUUAUGAAAGAUUUCAAGGCUCAAAGAAUUGACACUGCUGGUGUCAUAACAAGAGUAAAGGAAUUAUUUAAAGGGCAUCGGGACCUAAUUUUGGGUUUCAAUACCUUUUUGCCAAAGGGCUAUGAAAUCACCCUUCCACCUGAGGAUGAACCUCCUCUAGUUAAAAAGCCUGUUGAAUUUGAAGAAGCAAUCAAUUUUGUGAACAAAAUUAAGACAAGGUUUCAAGGUGAUGAUCGCGUGUAUAAAGCUUUUCUUGAAAUUUUGAAUAUGUACAGAAAGGAGAACAAAUCCAUUACCGAGGUCUACCAGGAGAUUGCCUCUCUUUUUCACGAGCAUCCUGACUUGCUUGUGGAGUUCACUAAUUUUCUGCCCGAUCCUUCAGCAGCAGCCUCUCUUCCACAUGCGUCGUCUGGUAGGAAUUCUAUCUUCCAUCGUGAUGAUAGGAGCUUGCCUACAGCGAGGCCUAUGCAUGCUGAAAAGAAACCUGUUGUGUCACAUGCUGAUCGCGACCUCAGUGUUGAUUGGCCAGAACUUGACCAUGAUAAGGCACUGAUGAAAGCUGACAAAGAGCAGCGAAAGCGAGGUGAAAAAGAGAAGGAUAGAAGGGAAGACGGAGAUCGAAAAGAACGGGAGCAGGAUGAUACAGACUUUGAGAAUGGUGAAAUGCACCGGUUUCCCCAUAGAAGGAGAUCUGCCCAUAGGUCUGAAGACUCAAUUGUUGACCAAUUACGCCAGGAAGGGGAAGGCACAGAUAACUUUGGAACAGGCCCUGGUUCAUCUUCUUAUGAUGAUAAAGCUGCUUUGAAGAGCAUGUACAGCCAAGAGUUUGCCUUCUGUGAGAACGUGAAGCAGAGAUUACAAGUUCCGGAGCUCUACCAGGAUUUUUUGAAGUUCCUUAAUAUCUAUAGCAAAGAAAUAAUUACAAGAUCUGAUUUGCAAAAUAUGAUUGGUAACUUAUUUGGUAGACAUCCAGACUUAAUGGAGGGGUUCAAUGAAUUUUUGUCACGCUGUGAAAAGAUUGAUGGUUUUCUUGCUGUUGCUGGUUUUAUGAGUAAGAGACCCUCUUGGAAUGAAGCAAAUUUAUCUAGAUCACCAAAUGUAGAGGAUAGGGAUCGUGAGAAGGAUGACACAGAUAAGGAUAGAGAUUAUGAAAACAGAGAAAGAGAUAGAGUUGACAAAUUUGUAGCAUUUGGCAGUAAAGAGGUAGCAGGCCAUAAGACAUCUGUAUGUUCAAGCAAGGAUAAGUUUAUGGGAAAACCAAUUCAAGAACUUGGCCUCUCUAACUGUGAACAAUGCACUCCCAGUUAUCGGCUGUUGCCAAAGAAUUAUCCAAUUCCUGUAGCAAGCCACAGAACAGAGAUUGGUGCCAAAGUACUAAAUGACCAUUGGGUAUCAGUCACUUCUGGAAGUGAGGAUUACUCUUUUAAGCACAUGCGGAAAAACCAGUAUGAGGAAAGUUUGUUUCGUUGUGAAGAUGACAGGUUUGAACUGGACAUGUUGUUAGAGUCUGUAAAUGCGACAACUAAACGCGUAGAGGAGCUGCUGAGCAAGAUCAAUGAUAAUGCUCUCAAAAUGGAUGGUCCUAUUCAUAUUGAGGAUCAUUUGACAGCUCUGAAUAUGAGGUGCAUUGAACGCUUAUAUGGUGACCAUGGACUCGAUGUGAUGGAUGUAUUAAAGAAGAAUGCACCUCUUGCGUUGCCAGUAAUAUUAAUUCGAUUGAAGCAGAAACUAGAUGAAUGGGCUAGGUGUCGUGCUGAUUUUAAUAAAGUUUGGGCUGAAAUCUAUGCUAAGAACUAUCACAAGUCACUUGAUCAUCGAAGCUUUUACUUCAAGCAGCAGGACACAAAGAGCUUAAGCACAAAAGCCUUAUUGGCGGAGAUCAAAGAAAUCAGUGAAAAUAAGCGGAAGGAAGAUGAUGUGCUGCUUGCCAUUGCUGCUGUAAACAAGAGAGCCAUCACUCCACAUAUGGAGUUUGAAUACUCUGAUCCAGAUAUCCAUGAAGACCUCUACCAGCUGAUCAAAUAUUCGUGUGGUGAAGUUUGUACAACUGAACAACUGGAUAAGGUUAUGAAGAUCUGGACAACUUUCCUGGAACCGAUGCUUGGGGUUCCCUUUCGGCCUCAGGGCACAGAAGAUAGAGAAGAUGUGUUAAAGGCUAAGAACCAUACUUCACGAAGUGGUGCUGCUAGUGUUGGAGAAAGUGAUGGUUGUCCAGCUGGUGGUACGACUGUACAUACUACCAAAGAAUCAAAUCCCUCUAGAAAUAGAGAUGAAAGUACUACACCUGAACAGUCAAGUUCUUGCCAAGCUUGGUUGGCCAGUGGGGAUAAUGUGGAUCAUACUAGUAAAAGUGAUCCUUUGUAUAAUAUGCCUCAACAUGGAAAUGCUCAGAGUACUACUAUGGCUGAUGAUGGGGCCAGCAAGCAAGUAACUUUAAAGGAGCAGCUGGCCAGCUCAAACACAUCCUUGGCUUCUGGAGCAGAUGAAUGUCAUGGAAGAGCAAACACAACAGGGCUUUGUGCUACUGCUACCAGAUGUAGCAAUGCUGUUGUUGAGGCUGCGCUUGAAAUGAAGUCUACCGAUCCAAUUUUACCUUCUUCACGGGGUGGUGAUUGUGCAAGACCAGUUUCAUCUUCGAAUACAACUACUGAAGAAGGCUUCAAAGUUCGCAGUUAUUGUGAAGAACCCAUUGGGCACUCUAAAAUUGAAAGAGAGGAGGGUGAAUUAUCUCCAAAUGGAGAUGUUGAGGACAAUUUUGUUGCAUGUGGAGACGGUGGCAUGGAGGGUGCACGUAAAAUGAAGGUUAGUCCUGCAAGGAGGCAAUAUCAAACCAGACAUGGAGAAGACAAACGUAAUGGAGAGAUGGGCAGUGAAAAUGAUGCUGAUGUCGGUGAUGAAGGUGAGGGAAGCGGUCACAGGUCAUCAGAAGACAGUGAGAAUGCUUCUGAAAAUGGUGAUGCUUCAGCAAGUGAGUCUGCUGAUGCUGAAGAUGGAGAACGUGAUGAAAAUGAUAAUAAGGCUGAAAGUGAAGGCGAGGCUGAAGGGAUGGAUGACGCCCAUGAUGUUGAAGGGGAUGGAACAUUGUUGCCAUUCUCUGAGAGUUUUCUACAAACUGUAAAGCCUCUCAGAAAGUAUGUUCCUCAGGCAUUACCUGAAAAGGAGAAGGAUUCUUGUGUUUUUUAUGGAAGUGAUAACUUCUAUGUGCUUUUUAGGCUUCAUCAAACACUAUAUGAGAGAAUGCAGUCAGCAAAGGUUAAUUCUUCAUCUGCUGAGAGGAAGUGGAGGGGUUCAAAUGAGACAAGUACAACUGAUCUGUAUGCUAGAUUCAUGACUGCACUUUACAAUUUACUUGAUGGUUCCUCUGAUAAUACAAAAUUUGAGGAUGAUUGCCGAGCUAUUGUUGGAACUCAGUCAUACAUUCUCUUCACAUUAGACAAGUUGAUAUUUAAACUUGCGAAACUGCUUCAAAUGAUUGCCGCUGAUGAGACAGACAACAAAUUCCUCCAGCUGCAUGCAUAUGAAAAAUCAAGAAAACCUGGAAGUUUUGUUGAUGCUGUAUAUUAUGAAAAUGCUCGUGUUCUUCUUCAUGAUGAACCGAUAUAUCGGAUUGAAUGUUCCUCUGCACCGGCACGUUUGUCCUUGCAGCUUAUGGACCAUGCUCAUGAUAAGCCUGAAGUAGCUGCAGUUUCAAUGGACCCUAAUUUUUCGGCUUAUCUGCAUAAUCACUUCUUGUCAAUUGCUCCCAAGGAAAAGGAGAAAGGGACUUUCUUGAAAAGAAACAAGCGCAAGUAUGGAGGAGACGAGUUGUCCGCUACACUCCGAGCCAUGAAGGGGCUGGAAAUCGUAAAUGGUCUUGAGUGCAAGAUAUCUUGCAUGUCUUCCAAGGUCUCUUAUGUCUUGGACACUGAAGAUUUCUUGUUCCGCGCUAAGAGCCAAAGGAGAACUCUGCAUCACAAAACUCCAAGCAAUGACCCAGGGAAGGUCUCAAAGAUUCGCCAAACCAGAGUGGAACGGUUCCGUAAGUUGCUUUCUGGUUCAUAAGAGUGUGGUGUUCUGCAACAAGUAGAUAUGCAAAUAGGAUGUGAUUUUGGUGGAUGUGCUGGAAGUGGAAGAGAUGUUGGAACCGCAAAGUGGGAGAGCUGUGGAGGAAUCAUGUGUUAUAUAUAGUCAAUCCAUUUCUCUCCCCAAUUCAAUUAAAGCAAAGCAAAAAAAAAAAAAAAAGAAAAAAGAAAAGAAA
Diospyros lotus (date-plum) is the source of this 4733-nucleotide messenger RNA. RefSeq names its product paired amphipathic helix protein Sin3-like 4. Lineage: Eukaryota; Viridiplantae; Streptophyta; Magnoliopsida; Ericales; Ebenaceae. Gene Ontology annotation, biological process: negative regulation of transcription by RNA polymerase II. Bases 293 to 4537 code for a protein of 1414 amino acids. The transcript has 25 exons. The record is from RefSeq and is a predicted model, not a curated record. Gene Ontology annotation, molecular function: transcription corepressor activity. Gene Ontology annotation, cellular component: histone deacetylase complex; chromatin.